Molecule: messenger RNA, 930 nt
Organism: Magnolia sinica
Lineage: Eukaryota; Viridiplantae; Streptophyta; Magnoliopsida; Magnoliales; Magnoliaceae
Product: prefoldin subunit 5
Exons: 4
Coding region: 148-597 (149 amino acids)
Biological process (GO): regulation of DNA-templated transcription; protein folding
Cellular component (GO): cytoplasm; prefoldin complex
Source: RefSeq, a predicted model, not a curated record
CGCGCAGGUUAGCUUCGUCCCCUUCGUAACAGGAGCCGCAGUACGCCCUGUGCGUCCUGCGCCGAUCCCGCACCUGUAUCCCUUUCAUCAAACCCGUCUCUUCCUCUCUUCUUUCUUCCUCCGCCCGCUUGGAUUUGGAGAGCUUCCAUGGCAGCAGCUGCUAGGGUUUCGGAGAUGGAGAAGAUGAGCCUCGAUCAGCUCAAAAGCCUCAAAGAGCAAUCCGAUCUGGAAGUGAAUCUGCUCCAAGACAGCUUGAACAAGAUCCGAACCGCCGCUACUCGUCUCGAGAUCGCAUCCACCGCUCUCCAAGACCUCUCCCUCCGUCCUCAAGGGAAGAAAAUGCUGGUUCCUCUGACAGCAUCUCUCUAUGUACCUGGCACGCUCGACAGCUCCGAUAGAGUCCUUGUCGAUGUCGGCACCGGAUACUUCAUUGAGAAAACGAUGGCUGAAGGUAAAGAUUAUUGUGAUCGGAAAAUCAACCUGCUAAAAUCAAACUACGAUGAGCUUGUUGAGGUUGCUUCCAAGAAGAAAAAUGUGGCAGAUGAAGCCGGAGUAGUCCUACAGGCAAAGCUGAGGCAAGCAGCUUCAACACCAUAAUGGAACAAAAGGGUACCGUGGUGUGUAACCACUGAUUCAAAAUUUUGGAAACCCAAGUCUAUCCAUGAAGCCGUUCUGCUGAAUCAAAAGGCCUUCUGUUUGGUUUUUCUCUUUCCCUGUUUGGGGUUCAUUUUAUCAUUUCGUGAGGAGUGCUAAUCUGUUUAGAGAAGCAAUGAAGAUGUUACAUUUAAGGGACCAUGGUUAAAACCGGAAUUUCCUUGAGAGAAGGGGAAGAAAUGGCGGUGUUGUAAAUUCUCUCUUUGAUGGUAGUUAGCUAACGUAGGAUGUAUUUAUGAUUGCUGAAUUAUAUGAUGUGGCCCACAUCUUUGCACA